Molecule: messenger RNA, 2291 nt
Organism: Vicia villosa (hairy vetch)
Lineage: Eukaryota; Viridiplantae; Streptophyta; Magnoliopsida; Fabales; Fabaceae
Product: K(+) efflux antiporter 6
Exons: 20
Coding region: 141-1907 (588 amino acids)
Biological process (GO): proton transmembrane transport; potassium ion transmembrane transport
Cellular component (GO): membrane
Molecular function (GO): potassium:proton antiporter activity
Source: RefSeq, a predicted model, not a curated record
AAUGAUAUAGUAAUUAAUGAACGACUUCAACUUGACCCUGACCCCUCACCACUUCACCUUACUCACUACUACACCUCACCGGCCCCAUCUCUCUCGCCGGCUAACUGUCACCGCUAACCGUAACCUCCGCCGGCGUGGCAAUGUUAACAGCAAGAUCACACUCACUCUCUUAUCUCAACCACUUCUUAAUGACGUUGCCAUUUUUUCUUCUCAUUUUCUGCUCUCUUCUUCAUUCCUCUCUCGCCAUCCGUCCUACUCACUCCGAUCGCUUAGAUUUCGAACUCACCAACUCCACCGACUCCAAUGUCUCCCUCUCAACUCCUCGACAAGGCUCCUUCGCUGAUAUCAUUGAUCGAGCUCUUCAGCACGAGUUCACCGACAAUGAUGAUCAAAACGAAGUGCCUGAUUCGGGAGGUUUUAAUAACAGUGUAGCAGAACAACAGGCUGUUCUGGAGACUGUGGCAAGAGUGACGCCGAACAAGAAUGACACUAAAGAUGAAAAGUCAUUUCAACUCCAUCGUGUAUUCAAUAGAGGCGAGGACACGCCAAUAUUAAUAGAUCGGAAGGAUAAUGUAUUUAUCAUUUCUAACUUUAAAUCCAAGUAUCCGGUGCUACAACUAGAUUUAAGAUUGAUUUCAGACUUGGUAGUUGCUAUUGUUUCAGCAACUUGUGGCGGUGUUGCUUUUGCUUUUGCUGGACAACCGGUCAUUACUGGAUAUCUUCUAGCUGGCUCCAUUGUUGGACCUGGAGGCUUUAACUUCAUCAAUGAAAUGGUGCAGGUGGAAACAGUGGCUCAAUUUGGCGUAAUAUUUAUUCUCUUUGCAAUGGGCCUGGAGUUUUCCAUGACAAAGCUUCGAGUUGUUCGGUCUGUUGCAGUUCUUGGAGGCUUACUUCAGAUUUUUCUAUUUAUGUGCAUGUGUGGUUUUACUGUAUCGUUAUGUGGUGGUAAAGCUUCUGAAGGGAUAUUUGUUGGUGCUUUCCUUUCUAUGUCUUCAACAGCAGUGGUUUUGAAGUUUUUGAUGGAAAAGAACACUACCAAUGCGCUUCAUGGACAAGUCACAAUUGGGACCCUUAUUUUACAGGACUGUGCUGUUGGAUUGCUCUUUGCAUUGCUUCCAGUUUUGGGAGGAACCUCAGGUGUUUUUCAAGGAGUUAUAUCAAUGACAAAGCUGUUGGUGACAUUGAUUGCAUUUCUCUCUAUUCUUUCGAUAUUGUCUCGCACUUGCCUUCCGUGGUUUCUUAAACUGAUGAUAAGCCUAUCAUCACAGACAAAUGAACUCUAUCAGCUGGCGUCUGUUGCAUUCUGCUUGCUUGUAGCCUGGUCUAGCGAUAAGCUGGGAUUAAGUCUAGAGCUAGGUUCCUUUGCUGCAGGAGUGAUGAUUGCAACCACUGAUCUAGCUCAACAUACACUAGAGCAAGUUGAACCUAUUUGCAAUCUUUUUGCUGCUCUUUUCCUUGCCAGCAUUGGAAUGCUGAUUCAUGUACAUUUUCUUUGGAACCAUGUUGAUAUUUUGGUAGCAUCAGUAAUUUUGGUGAUUGUAAUUAAAACAAUCAUAAUUGCUUCAGUUGUAAAAGGAUUUGGUUACAAUAACAAGACUUCAGUACUUGUGGGAAUGUCCAUGGCACAGAUAGGGGAAUUUGCUUUUGUUCUUCUCAGUCGUGCUUCAAAUCUUCAUCUAGUUGAGGGUAAACUAUAUCUGCUGCUUCUUGGGACCACAGCUCUUAGUCUGGUGACGACUCCUUUACUUUUCAAGCUGAUUCCUGCUGUAGUGCAUCUUGGUGUGCUAUUGAAGUGGUUUUCUCCCGACAGUACAGUAGAGAUUGGAUAUAAGGUAGAUAUCCUCGUCCGCUCAGAUAGUGGUAAGCAGCGAAUAAUUUUGAUGGAUCAAGAAGCUCACGAUUGUUAAUCAUUGGCAUUGCAUUACACCAACGAGUUUCUGUUUUCGCGCGUCACUACUUUUCGACAGGGUUAUGGGUGCAAGUCCAUCGUCUCAACAUGUUCCAUGAUGGAUACUUGCAUACCAAACUGACACAAAUACUAACCAAUGCAUCUUUUCCGAAACCCCAUUGAAGCAAAGAGCAGGGGAGGGGAUUGAUAUAAGAAUAAAGAAAACUAGCAAGAACAACAAUGAUGCUGUGGAAGAUAUUCAUUCCAUAACUUCACUUUACAUUUUUUUUCCCUCGUACACAGGCCAGUGGCGUCUAUGCUUAUCUGUUUUUUAUUGUGUUUUGCUGUAUAUAUUUUGUUGUAUACUAUAUAUUUUAAUUUAAUUCAUUUGUUUUAGUUUUAA